Hylaeus volcanicus is the source of this 4911-nucleotide messenger RNA. RefSeq names its product homeobox protein unc-42. Bases 2543 to 3388 code for a protein of 281 amino acids. Gene Ontology annotation, molecular function: DNA-binding transcription factor activity, RNA polymerase II-specific; RNA polymerase II transcription regulatory region sequence-specific DNA binding. The transcript is spliced from 6 exons. Gene Ontology annotation, biological process: regulation of transcription by RNA polymerase II. NCBI's taxonomy places the organism in Eukaryota, Metazoa, Arthropoda, Insecta, Hymenoptera, Colletidae. The record is from RefSeq and is a predicted model, not a curated record.
CCUACCAUCGGUAGCAACCCCUCUAAAUGUUCUCUGCCACCCCCCUCCUCUCAUCGUCCACCUCCUCCUCCUCCUUCCAUCCCCCCGCGAAGUCACCGGGAUAACUGCAUUUCGUGGACAGAAUCCCACAAGAACUCACGGCGAGCGGUCGCCCCUCUAACACGGCCGAUUCUCGUAUCGUUUUCGGCUUUUUCCUCUGCGUAACGCGUUAUACUGCGAGAAGGAAGGGCAGUCAUCGUGGACGCUACCACUAUAUCCGUCGUCGUUGUCUUCGCGACGCCGCGGCACAGCCACUCCUCGGUCGCGAGCGGGGCACGCGCCAUUUCACGACAAUUAUUUCGAUAUUUGAAUUUUCAAGAGCCCGGGGGUUACCCCGUUCCUCGUGCUACUUACCAACCCCCCCCUCCCCCUGUAUCCCACCCUCCUGUCACCCUCUGGUUCCGACCCAUCUAAUUGCAUUCACCGGAUAAUCGGAUUGAAAUUUUCGAAUCGAGGCCACGGUAGCGAUAACGUCCGCCCGUGAUUAACCGGCCAAGCUUUCCACGGCCCUUACCCAGCCGCUUUCCACCCCCUUCGCGUCCUCCCUGCCGUACGCGCACUCGACGUCCACGCCGUAUUUCUCGCGAGUACACGCCGAAAAAAAGACGGGAAGCUUCGGUUUACGGUUUUCCUUUUUGUCUUCGGCCGGCCACGAUAUCGGGACUCGACGCCCGUGAACUUGGAUCGAGAGGGCAACCGCGAGGACCGAGACUCGGAAGUGCGUACCAGAGCCAGUGGGAACCACCGAUGACAUCGACCGUCGGUUGAGAACCCCUGCUUUCGGACGGAGACGAAAGGACACCAGUGUAGAUCGAACAGCUCCGAACUCACGCCCUUCGAAGGGAACCAGGAUCACUAGGUACGUCGUUCAUGGACGAUCUUUGGAGGAAAACACCGCGAUCGACUUCUUGACAAGAGAUCCAAGUGCCAGAGGGGACUCUCGAGCCGAGAAACCAGCAGGAUCGGUUUUCGAACAGUGUCGAUGUUGUGUUGAAGGAGAAGUGAAUUCUGCGAACAUGUGCGCCCCGAACGAACCGUCUUGGAAGUUCUAGACUCGUAGAAGGCUCUGGGAGAGGUACUAUUCAAUUCCUGUUGUAGCCACCGACUAAAUAAAUAAAUAAGUUAAUCCACGAUCUUAUUGACACGCUAGGAGCCACCGUCGAAUAGCUAUCGGAGGCCUGCGUCUAAACCAUAAAGAUAUCUUCGAAGAGGAUCGAUUCAGACUUUAUUCGACUGGGAACUCGGGGACUCUUCGUAAAAGAGUUGGAAAGAAAAGAGACCUUGGACAAUUUUCCAGUGAUAUUCUACAAAGAAACGAGUCUUCUGCAUCUUGCACGAGUCGAAUGUAACGUCAUCUACUACUUUGAUUCGAAGGUUAAUACUGCGACCGAUGUAAGCAAUUUGAUCCAAGUAAAUCGACGUAACGCGUCACUAUCGGAUUCGGGGAUCGAGGAGUAAAUCCAGAUUCUAGUAGUCGACUCGGUUCGGUUAGAAGACCGCAAGAUUUAAUUCGAGACCCUCGCGCGAAGAUUCAACGACAUCGGCAGGUUGUCCAGCGAGGAUCCGCCAGGAAAGAAUUCUGCUGCAUCGAGCAUGGAAUAGAAUAAAAAACAAGAUUAUCCUAUACUAAUAGAAUAAGGAGUCGAGAGUCACGAUAAAGUUCAAAACUAGAAGCAUACACUGUUUCGAUCCGAGUAAAUGGAUGUAGCUGGUCGCUAUCACAGGAAACUGAGUAAAUCCAUGUUCAAUUUAGUCGAAUCUCUGGUCGGUUAGAAGACUUCAAGAUUUAGUUGGAGACUCCCUCGGAAGGAGAUAUCAACAAUAUAAGCGAGUCGUUAAGUGAGGUUCCGCGAGGAAACAAUUGUACUGCAUCGAGCAAUAGAAAUCUAACAAGGAGUCGAGAGUACGAUAAAGUUGAAAACUAGAAGCAUCACUGCUGUAAGACCUCAAGAACUCGAAAAUCCCUCGUAAGGACAUCAACGAUCCGAGCAAAGCAUCGGGUGGGAUUCCGCAAGAAAACGAUCGUUUAUUCUCGACUCGAUCAAAUAGACUAGAAAGAAGGAUCCAAAAAUAUACGGUUCCUCCACUUGGAUUCGCGUAGAUCGAUGUAACUGGGCCCCUGGCGCUAUUACCGCUACUACCGCUACUAUCAACCAGCUCAGCUUUCCUCCGGAUCGUCCGCUCGUGGUUCCUCCUGAAGGGAGCGACGAAGGAUGUCCUGGUAGGCGGUGGAGGACCCGUGAAGAGCAUAACGAACGCGAGACCUCGACAAGGUCACCCCGGCAUCACCCUGGCUAACGAUUUGUCCGGAGGUACCGGGGGUCCGGGUGCAGGCGUCGGUUCCGUCGGCAGCACCUCCGUCGGCGGGAGUGGCGGCGGCUCGUCGAUACCGACGACAGCCCUCAGCCUCGACCACCAACAGUUCAACAUCUUCCCGGCGAUUUUCAGCAGACAGCUGAACUUCUCCGCGGCCGCCGCCGCCAACUGUGGCCAGAACAAGCUGAUGGACGAGUUAAGGCCGAACCUCGGUUUGCUCGGCGUCGGUCUCGUUGAGAACGACAGCUUUCACUUGAAUCACAACCAAGAGAAGAGGAAGUGCAGCAGUACCAGCUCGAACGAGCAAGAUUUCGGCCUCUAUGGGGUCCACCAGGGCCUCGAGGCUAGCCCGCCAACACCCGCCGCGACGCCCGGAAGAAGCAGCGUCGGAGCCACUUCCACUGUUGGUGCGGAGGGAGCUUUUAAAAAGUUAAAGCCCGAUCCUUGUGCUUCGAGUCCUCACAUCGGCCAUACUCCUACCACCGCUAGUUGUCCAACGCCUGCCCGACGGCGACACAGGACCACCUUCACGCAGGAGCAGCUGGCAGAAUUGGAAUCGGCAUUCGCAAAAUCUCAUUACCCGGACAUAUACUGUAGGGAGGAAUUGGCGAGGUCUACCAAAUUGAACGAGGCCAGAAUUCAGGUUUGGUUUCAAAAUAGAAGAGCGAAGUAUCGAAAACAAGAGAAACAGCUUCAGAAAGCUCUGACUCCAAUUCCUGCGUGUCAAGGUGCCAUGAUGAGGAACAUCUACCCUGGUGCUAGCAGAGGUUAUCAACCGUACCCUCAUCCUCAUAAUAGCAUAAACGGAAUAAAUCGUUACCCUCAGAUGGGCACAACGUCUUAUCCAAGUAUGACACAACCAUUUUCCAUGUCGCAUUCGGCGUCGAACAUGUCGGCAGUUACUGGUAUGAGACAAGAUGCAAUGGGAAUGUCAGCGGAGGACGAAUGGUACAACAAGAGCAUCUCUGCUUUAAGAAUGAAUACAGCUCAUCACCCGAAUCUUGCUGCUCCUAUGCUACAGUAUCAAACAUAAUUGUAAACGUUACAUAGGUGGGGCUACUCGAGAAAUUCACACAAGUAUUUGAAAUGCAAGCACGUCUUCGUUCGCACAACUCAGCAUUGCCAAAUUGUGUUGUCGAGGAAAGAAAUGAAAUUAACGAAAGAACAAUUAUUUCAAGGCACCACCGAGAUGACGUAGGGAAACGGUGAAAUGGAAAAUCAAAUUAACGCGAUUCUCGUGGCGCUUUUCAAGAAACGAAGAAAUCGAAUUACCAAACAAGCAUGAUACGCAAUCGUGCUACGGUUCCGGAUUUUGUCAGAAUUAUUUGUUUAUUGAUAAUUACGAUAGGAAGAGGACAACUCUGGUUGAUAAGUUGAAGUUAGCGAGACAUUGUCGAACAUUUCGUCAUACUGUUAAUGCUAUUUUGGUAAAGCUACUUUGUUAAUGACGCAAUAUCUACAAUUAAAUAUACGUAUUCGCACGUACUCUACGACUAUUAGUGAAAAUCUUUAUGUACACGAAUUCCAUGUGUAUUAUACAGGGUGUAAAACGAGUAAUUGCCUAGGCUUUCAUGGAUGAAGUAACAUGUGGAAAUUGUAGAAAAUACGUUGAAGGACAUGCAAAAUUCAUAUCGAUUCUGAAAUUCAAAGUCGAAUCUUUAUAUUCUUGGCUAAUCUAUUCGAUAAUGAGAUAAGAAGUUCGAAAGGAACCACACAUACCAAAAGAUUGUUAGUGUCCAUUUUAAUGUACAUUUUAUUAUAUCAAAGAAAUUAGCCUUUAUCUUCCGUUAUCGUAUCGCAGUAAUUCUACAAUAAACAGAUUAAUAAAUUCUUAUUUUCUGUACAUUCAAAAAGUGGUAAUAUAAUUAUUAAUUAACGAAGACUGAAUCAGCUCUGAAUUAACGAGCAGAAUAUGCAACAUUACAAAAAUGUAUAUCUCUCACGAAUCUCUCGGAAUCAGAAUGCACAAAAUCAUCCAUGAAAUUCAAGAAAAAUUUUGCUUUACACGCUGUCCAAAGAACAACACAUUUUCUUCGCAUUUUUUUUUAUACUUCAAUUAAACAGAAUUUAUUCAUAGGAUUUCGUGUUUUAACCUUCGACCGCUUGUAACAUUAGCGAUAAUACAUUCCAUGUAUUUUCGUCAAUUAUUCCAACUUGUUUUCGCUCAAGGAUAUAUACAAGGAUACAUUUCACUGCAUAAUGAACGAAUCCAAGAGCGUUUUCGUAUAACUACACUUGUUCCUGGGAUGUGAAAGUAAGUUUUUCAUAUUUUGUUUCAAUGUUAUCUUUCAUAUUAUAGUACUGGUCAAUAAAAUCAGACAUUAAGACGUUAAAGAGGUGUUUCUUGUUUCGCGAUAUGGUACGCGGUUCGAAUACAGGGUGUCCUUUAAGCUCUGCAUUGAAAAUACCUGCAUUGCUUUCGAUGAUAUGGAGAAAACGGAAACAAAAGGAAAAUGUUUUCAAGAUUAUUGCCGAUUUGUUAAUUGGGGUAGGAUUUGUUUAUUAUCAUAAUAUUGCAAUAACACUACUAUAACAUUGUGAACAAGUUCCGUAGUA